UUCCUCCUCCGCCAUCUUGAGAUCAACGCGUCGUUGAAUUCAAGCUGCUCCUGCUCGCCAUUUUUACUCCUCUUUUGAAAAUGAGUGACCAGCUCUGUAAGCUAUUCGUCGGCGGCCUGAACGUGGACACCGACGACGAUGGCCUCCGCAAGCACUUCGAGCAAUACGGGGCCCUGACCGACUGCGUGGUCGUCGUGAACAAGCAGCUGCAGCGCUCCCGCUGUUUCGGCUUUGUUACCUACUCCACGCCGGAGGAGGCCGACGCCGCCAUGGCUGCUAGGCCGCACACCGUUGACGGCAACUCGGUGGAGGUAAAGCGAGCAGUGGCCAGAGAAGACGCAAACAAGCCCGAAGCUUUGGCUAAAGUGAAGAAAAUCUUCAUCGGGGGGCUGAAAGACGACAUCGAAGAGCAGCAUUUGACCGACUACUUUUCGCAGUACGGCCAGGUGGAGAAAUCUGAAGUCAUCUCCGAGAAGGAGACUGGGAAGAAAAGGGGCUUCGGAUUCGUGUACUUCACCGACCAUGACUCGGCAGAUAAGGCCGUGGUGGUGAAGUUUCACACCGUUAAUGGACACAAAGUGGAGGUGAAGAAAGCCCUGACUAAACAAGAGAUGCAGGCUGCGAGCAGGAACACAAUGGCGCCUCGGGGCAGACCGGGCCGAGGCAUGAGAGGAAAUCAAAAUGGCUACGGAGGCAGGGAAUAUGGCGGAAGCUACAACUACGGAAAUGGCGGCGGUGGCGGCUACAACUGUGGCGGCUACGGAGGGUACGGUGGACCGUACGGAGGCGGUUAUGGCGACCAGGGAAGCGGCUACGGUGGCGGCAACGGCUACAACGACUUUGGCAGCGGCUACGGCCAGCAGUCCUCUGGUUACGGUCCCAUGAAGGGGCCGCCUUUCGGGGGCCAGCGGAGCGCGGCUCCCUACGCCAGAGGCGGCGGUGGCGGCGGAUACCCCAGGGGGGGCUACGGCGGUGGCGGCUACUGAAAGGCGACACCCUGAAACACCCUCACCCUCUCCUCCCCGCCACUCGUUACUCCCAGGCAUUUGGACGCAAAACUCAGUCACUAGUGGGGCGUCUGCCGUGAAUCCCAUCCAUGGCAGAGCCGCAGAGACACCCCUCCCCCACCUGAACCCCCCAAACAGGUUGCCUCUGUAACCUGGCCUGUAGGGCUUCACCUGGAAGCUGACAGGGAACCGAGGAGGGCUCAACCUUCUUCCCCUUCAGGUGACAUUACUGCAGAAAAAUAUUGACCACCUACGUUGGCUCCUUUUAGGCUGAAUAUUUAUCACAAAGACACUAAAUGGAUGAAAAAUGAAUCUUUUAAGCAGGGUUUUGUGUAACUUACAUGGGUGAGUUAUUAAAUAAUGGUUAGCUUGAAAUCGUAAAGCAUUGUAUGGGAGUGUUCUUGUGAAACCGUUCAUUUAAAUCUGAAUACAUAAUUCAUCCUAAAACUGUUCCUACAGUGGAUCCAGCAGGGUGUCUGGAUUUAGAAACCAAACUGUUUUACCGACUUGUAUUCUCUUACUUGUAGGUUUUUUUGCUUGCCGGUUUCAGAUCAUCUGAGGAUGAGGAGCUUCUGUAUUGAUGGCUGUACAUAUUUUUAUGAAUGCACAAUAAAUAUUUAUUUUGAUAUA
Messenger RNA from Poeciliopsis prolifica (blackstripe livebearer), 1637 nucleotides. Its product is annotated as heterogeneous nuclear ribonucleoprotein A0-like. The transcript is spliced from 2 exons. Gene Ontology annotation, molecular function: RNA binding. NCBI's taxonomy places the organism in Eukaryota, Metazoa, Chordata, Actinopteri, Cyprinodontiformes, Poeciliidae. The record is from RefSeq and is a predicted model, not a curated record. The coding region runs from base 81 to 986 and encodes 301 amino acids.